AGGGUCAGUUUUCUGUAUAAUUAAUUUGUUAUCAUUUCCAGUCAUGGAUUCGAACAUAACACUGUGGCAGUUCCUUCUGGAGCUGCUGCUGAGCAAUCAGCACCAAAACAUUAUCCACUGGACCAGCCAGGAGGGAGAGUUCAAGCUGGUGAAUGCAGAAGAAGUGGCCAGGCUAUGGGGACUUCGCAAGAACAAACAGAACAUGAACUAUGACAAGCUGAGCCGGGCUCUGCGCUAUUAUUACGACAAAAAUAUUAUCAAGAAGUCCAUGGGUCAGAAGUUUGUUUACAAGUUUGUUUCCUUUCCGGAAAUUGUCAAGACAGAGACCAAAUUCAACUCCACAACACCCCCACCACCACUGCAGCUAACUCCCUCAGCAUCACCAGUUCCACCAUCUUUAUCCACUACGCCAUUACCCUCAGCUGGCAUCAACAGAAAUGAUAAUAUAACCAGCAUUUCAUUAUCCUUUUCAUCUGCAACGACUUCAACCACGUCAGUCUCCUCCUCCACCAACAAGCCAAAGCCGAGCCCUAUUACUCUGGGGGUGCCACCCUUAAGUUGUGGACCACUAGGCAGUACUCCGCUCACACCCGCCAGUUCGCACAUGCCCAUAAUUUCACCCUCUGCCAAACACCCAGUGUCUGCCUUUCAUGGUAUCUCCACUCCUCUGUUCUUGGCAAGCCCAAUGCAUCCUGUUCACUUCUGGAGCUCUUUAAGUCCUGUCACUACUCUUAGCCCUCGUUUAAAUUCAUCUAGCUCUGCUUUCCAGUUCCCUGGCUUCUUCAGUGGGCCUUUAACCAUUUCUCCUUUGAAUUUAGGCACUCCAGGUUUGGUCUCAACACCCACACGGACAAUAUCUGUACUUUGA
This is a messenger RNA of Candidula unifasciata, 868 nucleotides long. NCBI's taxonomy places the organism in Eukaryota, Metazoa, Mollusca, Gastropoda, Stylommatophora, Geomitridae. The record is from the annotation of a GenBank genome assembly.